CGCGUCGAUUUUGGUAGGUCCUUUUGUUUUUGAUUGUGAAUUUUGCCUUUUCUCACUGCGACUUUUACAGAUCCUCUUCUUCACUUCACACUCUCUGGUUCUUGCACUGUUUUGCGACGACGUGACACAGCAACUCUAACCUAAAUCCAGAAUAUGUAGCAAUCUCGGUCCACUCAAAGUCACUCAUUACAACACAGUGGAGCUUUGUUAAUCUCUUCCACCUACUGUGAGUGGUUGUUACUUGUUGGUUGUCGUGCCUCUUGUUUUUCUUAAAGAAAUCUGAUGGGUUCAAGAUACCCAUCCCAUCAGCUCAGUAAUGGCCUUUUUGUAUCGGGCCGCCCUGAGCAGCCAAAAGAAAGGACUCCAACAAUGAGCUCAACUGCUAUGCCUUACACUGGUGGGGAUAUUAAGAAGUCUGGAGAACUGGGAAAAAUGUUCGAUAUUCCCACUGAUGGUUCUAAGUCUAGGAAAUCUGGUCCUCUUACUGGUGCACCUUCAAGAAGUGGAUCUUUUGGUGGCACUGGUUCACAGUCAGGGUCAAUGAUGCCUAAUGCUGCUCCUCGUGCUGGCUAUACGUCUGGUCCUUUAUCAUCUGGAGGCUUGUCAACUGCGUCAUUGAAGAAGUCAAAUUCUGGGCCGCUGAAUAAACAUGGGGAGCCCAUAAAGAAGACAUCUGGCCCUCAAUCUGGUGGAGUGAGUCAGCAAAACUCUGGCAAUAUGCUUCGUGUUUUAGCUGGAACUGGUCUCAUUACAUCUGGGCCUGUUUCGUCAGGGCCUCUGAAUUCAUCUGGGGCCCCUCGAAAGAUAUCUGGUCCUUUAGAUUCAACCACGUCGUUCAAAAAUAAGGGGUCAUCUAUUGCUCAAAACGCAGCUGUGACUACUAUUAGUCAAGACGAUGACUAUUCUUUCUGGAGAAACUUCCCAAAGCGAAUAUUGUGGUUUGUAAUUCUGAUAUUUCUGAUGGGGUUUGUUGCCAGUGUUUUUAUUAUUGGAGCUCUCCACAAUGCUAUUCUCCUCAUUGUUGUUGUGGUUCUUUUCAGCACAGUUGCUUCAAUAUUCAUGUGGAAUGCAUGUCGAGGGGAAAGGGCUAGAAUAAAUUCUAUUGCUCGUUAUUCUGAUGUUGAUCUCAGAACAACAAAAACUGGACAAUUUGUGAAGGUCUCUGGGGUGGUCACGUGUGGUAACGUUCCCCUUGAAUCAUCCUUCCAAAGAGUUCCUAGAUGCGUCUAUACGUCUACAAGGUUGUUCGAGUAUCGAGGAUUGGGUUCAAAACCUGCCAAUCCUUCACAUGGUCAUUUUACAUGGGGGUUGAGAUCAUCAGAGAGGCAUGUCGCCGACUUCUACAUUUCGGAUUUCCAAUCUGGAUUGAGAGCAUUGGUCAAGACUGGCAAUGGGGCAACAGUUACUCCUUUUGUAGAUGACUCCUUUGUUGUUGAUCUCAACCCAGCGAACAAAGAAUUGUCUCCUGAAUUCAUGAGGUGGUUGGGUGAGAAAAAUCUUUCAAGUGAUGAUCGUGUAAUGCGUUUAAAAGAAGGGUACAUUAAGGAAGGAAGUACAGUUAGUGUGAUGGGAGUUAUUCAGAGAAAUGAAAAUGUGCUAAUGAUUGUACCUCCACCUGAGCCGUUUGCGACUGGAUGCCAAUGGACCAAAUGUAUCCUUCCGACUAGGCUUGAUGGAAUUGUUUUGAGAUGUGAAGAUACAUCAAAUGAAGACGUCAUACCUGUGUAGUAAGUGACAGGAAAAUUGAGUACUGCUAAUGGUGAUAGAGGCUAUGGCGGUGGUUUCUGUUAAUUUUUUUUUAUUUUUUUUAUAUUACGCUCUUUGUCUUAACUCAAUUUGGUGUAUAGUUUUCAAGAAUGCUUAAGCAUUAUUAUAAAAGCUUUUAUAAUGGGGUUGGUCUAUACAUGUAUUGUAACUGAAGAAUAUUGAUAUUUGUGCAGUUUGAGGUUAUGGAAGCAGAAAGUUUUCUUUA
Tripterygium wilfordii is the source of this 1972-nucleotide messenger RNA. RefSeq lists its product as uncharacterized. Lineage: Eukaryota; Viridiplantae; Streptophyta; Magnoliopsida; Celastrales; Celastraceae. The coding region runs from base 283 to 1728 and encodes 481 amino acids. The record is from RefSeq and is a predicted model, not a curated record. The transcript is spliced from 5 exons.